Messenger RNA from Setaria italica (foxtail millet), 821 nucleotides. Its product is annotated as histone H3.3. Gene Ontology annotation, molecular function: DNA binding; protein heterodimerization activity; structural constituent of chromatin. The coding region runs from base 153 to 563 and encodes 136 amino acids. The transcript has 5 exons. Lineage: Eukaryota; Viridiplantae; Streptophyta; Magnoliopsida; Poales; Poaceae. The record is from RefSeq and is a predicted model, not a curated record. Gene Ontology annotation, cellular component: nucleosome.
CCACCCCUCGCGACCCGGAUAUACCACGCGGAUGCCGCCCUAUAAAUAGGAGGCGGCGGCCUGACUUGCUCAUUUUUUCCGGCCUCCCUCUUCCUCGCGCGGCGCCUGCCCCGAUUCGAAGCGUGCGAAGAGAGCGAAGCCAGCCCGGAGAGAUGGCCCGUACCAAGCAAACUGCUCGUAAGUCCACGGGAGGGAAGGCCCCCAGGAAGCAGCUUGCAACUAAGGCUGCCCGUAAGUCAGCACCCACCACUGGAGGAGUGAAGAAGCCCCACCGCUACCGCCCUGGAACUGUUGCCCUCCGUGAGAUCCGUAAGUACCAGAAGAGCACUGAGCUGUUGAUCAGGAAGCUGCCCUUCCAGAGGCUUGUUAGGGAAAUUGCACAGGACUUCAAGACUGAUCUGCGUUUCCAGAGCCAUGCCGUACUUGCCCUCCAGGAGGCUGCUGAGGCGUACCUUGUUGGUCUGUUUGAGGACACCAACCUGUGCGCCAUCCAUGCUAAGCGUGUGACCAUCAUGCCCAAGGACAUUCAGCUGGCCAGGAGGAUCCGUGGCGAGAGGGCUUAAUCCCCUCAAUCAUUGUGACAAAAUGAAGAAUCUCGUGUCGUAGUAGUGGCUUAAUGUGGUGCCAUGUUCCGGACAUCUGAGUAGGGCUUGUUCUGUGGAUCAUAAGUUUCUCUUCUGCUGUUUGCUACUACCUUGUUGGUGUUAUUACUAGGGUCGAAUACUUAAAUCGUCUAAUGUUGGUGCCGCGUUGACAGUUUGUGACAUUUGUGCUGUGGCUGAUCGUUCGUUAAUGUCAAGUACUGCGUUACAGUGCGUGUA